Fraxinus pennsylvanica is the source of this 681-nucleotide messenger RNA. Lineage: Eukaryota; Viridiplantae; Streptophyta; Magnoliopsida; Lamiales; Oleaceae. The record is from the annotation of a GenBank genome assembly.
AUGGAAGCAAUCGACCUAAAACAGUUUGAAAAUGAGAUUGAACUUGCUGUGAAUGAUGAUAUUGAAGGGCAAAAAUUUCAGCAACUUGAAGAAGAAGAAGAAGAAGUUGAAGUUUAUGAUUACUCAAAACGAGCACAGUGGCUUAGAGCUGCUGUUCUAGGUGCAAAUGAUGGUUUACUAUCAAUUUCAUCGUUGAUGAUCGGAGUUGGGGCUGUCCGCAAGGAUUCCAAGACGAUGAUCCUCACCGGAAUAGCCGGUUUGGUGUCCGGAGCUUGUAGCAUGGCCAUCGGAGAAUUUGUGUCCGUGUACUCACAAUAUGACAUAGAAGUGGCACAAUUCAAGAGAGAGAACAUGACUAAAAUUGCUGAAAAAAAUGAUGUGGAUGAGGCCAAGAAAGAGAAAUUGCCAGACCCUUUUCAAGCAGCCGCAGCGUCAGCUUUUGCUUUCAUGGUAGGGGCAAUAGUGCCUUUGCUGUCAGCAGCUUUCAUAGGUGACUACCACGUAAGGUUAGGGGUGGUGGUGGCUGCCGUGAGUAUUGCACUUUUAGGGUUUGGUGGAGUUGGGGCUUUCUUAGGGAGGGCACCUCUUGUGAGAUCUUCCUUGAGGGUGUUAAUUGGAGGGUGGUUGGCUAUGGGAAUAUCUUUUGGUCUUACAAAAGCUAUUGGUUCCACUGGACUUUAA